AAAUAGUUUGAAAGGCAAUGAAUUGAAUCACUGAUUAUCAGCAAUAUCAAGGCUUAUUACUACAUACUGUUCAGUGUUGUGAGUAGCAGCAAACAUAUGUAACAUCAGUACAUGUGUAUAUACAAAGCAGUUCUAAAUUUAUAAGUGACUUCUGAAUAACUGUAUACUGUUGUCAUGCGAGCAGUUAUACAAAGAGUCAGCAGUGCCAGAGUUGAAGUUGAGGGAAACACUGUGGCUGCAAUAGGAUUGGGUCUUUGUGUAUUUCUUGGUAUUCAUAUAAAUGAUACACAAAGAGACAUAGAGUAUGUGGCUCGCAAGAUAGUCAACAUUCGAUUGUUUGACACAGAUUCAGGUGCCAGGGUAAGUGUCAAGGCCAGAGGAUAUGAAGUGUUGUGCCGCAGUCAGAUAACACUCUGCAGUACCAUUCAGGGCUUCAAGAUUAGCUAUCAUCAAGCUAUGUCACCUGAGAGCGCCAGGUCACUGUACCAGACCUUCCUGGAGACCAUACGGAAAGAGUAUUGCCCGGAAAAAGUUAAAGAGGGAAUGUUUCAAGUUCACUCCCAAGUCCAUAUAAAUAAUGAUGGACCUCUCACCAUCAUUCUGGAUUCUAAUGAGAAGAAUUGGGAUCACAACUCUUGCAAGUCUGCUCAAGCUAAAAAAAAUAGUUUUUCUUGUGAAUAAUGAAGUAUUUGAUACAAAAAAUACAAUUUUUAUACUUAAUCAGAACAGUUUGAGGUAUUAAAAUGUUGUGAAAGAAAUCCUUACAAUGCACUUUAAAAAUUUUAUUACUUCAGUAUAAAAUAAAGUACAAUAAUUAAAUUGUGUAUUAGUAUGCUUCAUGUAAAGUACAUUUUUGAAGCACAUCUAUGGAAAUUCACUAGGGAUGAAAUUAUUUUAAGAUGAUCGGAUCAAGCCUAUUUCAGACAGUUCACAUUUAGGAAAAGACAGAACAACAUGAACAAUCUUUUUGUAUUGAUUCCUAAAAACUGAGCAGCAAUAUCUACAACAGAUACACAUAUGCAUCUAAGGCUAGGGUCAACAUUUUAUUUUAUAGCCUUAGAAUGUAAUAAUUGCUAACAGAAAGAAACUGAUAAAAUAAUAGUGUAUACAACUUAGUCUAACUAAUUUACGUUAGAAAGUUUACAAUGUAACACACAUUUAUUUGUUAAAAUUAAGCAAUAUUUCCAAUUUGUGCACUGAAACGUCAUAAAAUGUUUACUUUAUAUAUUAAAAUCGAUUUAUAUCCAAUAAUAAUUGUAUAAAAAUUGGAUUCUUUUAGUAUAUUUUGGAUAGCCUAAAAUUUUGGAUGCCAGAUAAUUACAUCCCCAGUGAACUUUUAAACAGUAUUUACCAUGUUGGGUUUCAAUUUACCAACAGAAAACCUAAAGAACGUAUUUCUGAAAGAAACACGUCCUGGUGGUUUUCAAAUACUAAGGUUCCCACUUUAAAACCAGCCACCAAUGUCUGAAGUAUUUUUAAGAGAUCUUUAUCUAUAACCCAGUUUCUAAUUACAAAUUAUGAAAAGAAAAGUUUUCUAAAACAUAGUUUACUUUUAUGGAGAGUAUAACAAAUACAGUUCAAUCUUGAUAAUCCGACAUUUGCCAGUCCGA
This is a messenger RNA of Homalodisca vitripennis (glassy-winged sharpshooter), 1610 nucleotides long. RefSeq names its product D-aminoacyl-tRNA deacylase 1-like. The transcript has 4 exons. Gene Ontology annotation, cellular component: cytoplasm. The coding region runs from base 175 to 681 and encodes 168 amino acids. Gene Ontology annotation, molecular function: D-tyrosyl-tRNA(Tyr) deacylase activity. NCBI's taxonomy places the organism in Eukaryota, Metazoa, Arthropoda, Insecta, Hemiptera, Cicadellidae. The record is from RefSeq and is a predicted model, not a curated record. Gene Ontology annotation, biological process: tRNA metabolic process.